Molecule: messenger RNA, 1138 nt
Organism: Candoia aspera
Lineage: Eukaryota; Metazoa; Chordata; Lepidosauria; Squamata; Candoiidae
Gene: TMEM91
Product: transmembrane protein 91
Exons: 4
Coding region: 234-950 (238 amino acids)
Cellular component (GO): membrane; intracellular membrane-bounded organelle
Source: RefSeq, a predicted model, not a curated record
CAGGCGGUGGUCAGGACUGGCGGGGUCCCCGCGCCCGCGCAGCUGCCGAGCCCCUCCGCGCCGAGAGCCGGGCGGAGGAAGAUGGGCCCCGCUUCCCCGAGGCGGGCGAUCCGGGCGACGGCCGCCGCCAAGAGCUGCCUGCCCGCUCCGGGAUGCCGGCAGUGAGCGGUAACUGAAGGGAAAGGACAGCUCAAGCAACAGAAAAGCACCAAGGAUCUUUCCUGGAAGACACUAUGGAGAAUAUCCACGAACUUCAACAUCCGCUGUUGGGAAACCCGCCUGGCAAAACCCUCCUCCCUGGUGGGAUGCUAAGCUGGCCAGGUCCCCAGGACCACUCAGGAUUGCUGUCCCACCACAUGCCAUCGAACCUCUCCUGGCUUCCUGCUGGCACCGCUCUUCUUCCCAACCAGCUCCUGGAUCCCUGCAGCUUGUCGAGGACGGUCCAGUCCUCAAACGUCCCAGAGCCAAAGCUGUACCCAGAGCUGUGGAAACCCAGCCACUCCCAAGGCUGGAACAAGAAAGAUUACAUCGAAACGGCCUUCGGGGAAGGCAAAGCGGCUGGCGAGCUGCUGCGCAAGAUCGCCCUGGAGACGGAUAUUCACACGGUCUGCUACGAGGUGGGGGACAUGGAGCUGCCAGAGGUUGAGAACGACUCCUCAAGUGACAGCGACACAGAGAGCGAAAACAGUUUCUCCAUGCUGCAGCCUCAAGAUUAUCUGGGCCUGGCUGUUUUCUCGAUGCUAUGCUGCUUUUGGCCGCUAGGCAUUGCUGCGUUCUACCUGUCACAAAAGACCAAUAAAGCAUCCACCAUGGGAGAUUAUCCCAGAGCAUGGACAGCCUCCCGUCAAACUUUUGCCCUGGCUGUCUUGUCCAUCGUUCUUGGCAUCUGCACCUACAUGGGCGCGGUGGUGGCCCUCAUCACCUAUCUCUCCAACAAGGCCCCCACCUAAGACUUUCCCUCCCGUCAAGAGCCAGUCUUCGCCCCAUUCCUUGCCUCACCAUGGAGUAGGAAAGGGAGGGGGAAGGCAGAAUGCAGACAUUACAACAUUAAGACAUGUUCCCAUACCCUGGUUUUGAUAAGAAGGAAAGUGUUCAGUUCAAACCAACCAUUUCUUGGACCAAAGAGGAAACAGUGGCA